AGAGCAUGACAAUCCAGCAAACUGGACAUUCAUUAACUUGCUACUUGGAUGAAGCGAUAACACUGCGUGACACAUGAGGACAUGUCUUGGUGAAGUUAUAACAAAAUUUACAUUAAUGCUGAGAUUUUGUUCACAAUGUGUGGAAGUGUGUGGAAUGUAAAAACACUGAAUUUUAAUAUUACUAAUCACUCUUCUGCAAUUCAGAUUUAUUUGUCUGAUGGUGAGAUGCUUUUAAGCUGGCAUGUUUUGGCUGGACGGAAAAUAAUCUGUCACUGCUCGGUGAUGCUAACUCCUUGAAAUGUUGAGGUCAUUUUGAAUGGUUCAUACCGUCCUGCACGCUGAUUUAAAGUGAACUUAUUUAGCUCAUGUUGACAUUCACUUACAGGCUCCUCCUCAGACACCAGAGGAAACACAGUUUCAAACAGACGAUGAGGUGCAAAGCAAGCUGUUGUCUGCUACAACAGCGACACAAGACACCAGUAAAAUGGGUGUGCUGUUCACUGAUGACAAGCCAAUGAAAUCAGUUCCCCUACAGCUACCUGAACAGAGCUCAUACACAACCCACAGAACUGUUACUCCGGUCCUAUCUUCACUUGAGAAGACAGACAGGGAGUUGUUCCCUGAGGAAGCACAGUCCAGUGAGCUUUUUUCACCCAUGUCCAGCCAGUUUCUGGUGCCACCCGAUUAUGAAGCCGUGUUUUCAGGACAUCAAACCCUCAGAGUUUCUGAGUGUAGCCAGGCGUCCUUGAACGAUUUGAGUCCAGUGUCUCCAGUGUUCAGUGACUCAGCUCAGGUAGUGACUGAAGUCACCGCCAAGAGAGAAAGCUCAAAAUCUGAAGACUUCGAGUUUUCCCCAGGCUUUAACAGAGUCAUCUCAGAAUUUGAGAAAACGGUCUCGGAAUUUGAAGCAGAAGAACCAAAGGUGCCACCGAAAGGACUCCGGAAGGGCUCGGAGUCUCCGCAGCACUCUGACUCGGAUAUGGAAUUCUUUGACUGCAGACAAGUCUUGUCUGACUUCUCUGAAGCAGAGGAAGUGAAACUGGAACACGGGCUUAGCUUAGCUUAUCAUAUCUCUGAACCUCCUUCCCCAAUGCCUGGGAGCAGCCCUGACAUUGGUUUCCUGAAAGGCAGCCCUCCGUACACUGCUCACCCUUUCCUCCGAGUGGAAGACUACAAGCGCUUCUCUUCUGGCAGUGAAAGCCUCGGGGAGUUUGCUUAUGAUUCUGAGGGUUCACGUGAGUGUCGAACAGAGGGCGACCUCCCCGGGUGUGAGGAGCUUCCUUCCAGAGAUCAGGCAGGGUAUUACGAUGAUGACGACUUCCUGGGAAGGGAGAUAGCAGAGGAACUAGGGAUGCUGUCCUCUGAUAGCUCAGAGGAGGAGGUGCUGACCACCAGGGUGGUCCGACGCAGAGUUAUCAUUCAGGCUGACACGCUACCAGAUAUCCCACCACAGACUGUCACAGAGGAGAAGUACACAGACGAGCACGGGAACAUGGUCGUUAAGAAAAUCACGCGGAAGGUGAUUCGUAAAUAUGUGUCCGCGGACGGCAUGGAGACACAGGAAGUGACCAUCGAGGGUUCUCACCAGGAGACGGUGCAGAUCGAGGAGGGAGACAGCGUCUCCAGAGUGGUGAAGAGAACUGUGCUUCACAGUGAGGGAGAUCAGAAAGAGUUGACCUUCUCGGAGCCCCUGGCUCUGGGUGCUGCCACAGCGUCAGAGUUUGAAAUGGAGCCAGUGCAGGGUCGAAAGGUCAGCAAAGUCGUCAAGACGACGGUGGUGAGAGGCGAGAGGAUGGAGAAACAGACGGGAGACCCCUCGCUGGCUGCAGAUCUCCCCUCAGCCAGGGAGGACUUUGAGAAGGCUUUGAGUUAUGCUGGAGGCUUUGGGAAAGUGCUCCUGCCUCAUGUAGUAGAGAAAGAGGUUGUGCAGGACGACGGUUCUGUGGUUAGAAGAAGUCAGAUGCGUAAGUCACGAACCCAGAAGAGGACUGUGGUGAGGGACGCCCAGGGGAAGCAGGUGCACCUGGAGCGCCUGGACGACACCCCAGACGCCCUGCAGCCCGACGCCCUGCAGCAGCACCUGCACCGACUGCUCCAACGCUACUGUGAGGACGACCGGGAGGAGGAGGAGGAGGAGAGCUUAGACUGAGCAGCUGCUUCCACUGAUCCUCUCCCUGCAUCUUCCACUGAAGCCUUUGGUGACGUACACUCAGAUCCGAAUGAUCCAGAUCCAGACUCUCUCCCUGUUCCUGGUCUUUUACUUCACUGGAUUGGUUCUCUUCUUUUUGGUGUCCACUCCUCCUUCCCUCACAUUGUGUUUCCUUUGCUCUUUUGGUGACCAAAGAUAGCACCCUUUUUUCCUGUUUUCGUGGGAUUUUAUUUUCGGUGUUUGGGCGUCCUUUCACCUCUCUCAGCUGCUGUGGUGUGGUUGAAGCUCCGCCGCACCAAAGGUGGAUCAAAAUCAAAGGCAUCUGGGACGUUUCGCCUCACGCACGGGCCUCUUCUUGAAGAACUCUUGUAAACAUUUGUAUAUAGAGGAGAUGAAAAAAAAAAAAAAUCAUGCUUGGACUGGGGAGAAUAAAAAAUAAAAAAAUGUCAAAAGCAUUUAAUACGUUAGCCCACCUAAACCUGCUGUACAUGCACCGAUUCAGCUGGAGAAUGGCCACCGAACAGAAGAGAUUAAUGUUACGUGGAGCGUAAACUGGGAGGAGUGAGUGUGUGUAUCAUCAUGGACUCUUUCUACAGCCGAACAUCAACCUGCUGAUCUGUUUACAAAGGCUGUUUGAGCACACCUUUUGGUCUUCCCAUGAUGCAUCUGUCCCCGUUUUUUUUUUUAUUUGGUUUUGUUUUGCUUUUUUGUUGUUCAUGUGUGUCGUGCAUUCACAUUUUUGUCCGUCGCAGAGCUGCCCCCUCUGUGUGUGUGUGUGUGUGUGUGUGUGUGUGUCUGUAUAUACAGCGUGUCCUUUGAGAAAGAACGUAGCGAUGAGGAAUGUUGAAUUUUUUUUGGAUGCAGAUGGAGCACUUAUCCCCCCCGCCGUCUCUCGUACGCGUAGCUCCCCGUCGUCUUGUGUGUCAUCCUCCACCUUCACCCGUGCUGCUUCUCCUCACCUCAAACUGCAGCGGUGCUCAUGUGUCUGUCCUCCACGAAAGCCUUGGGAAGGAUAAGGUUGGUUCUAUUUUCAUUAUCGUCAAGAAAAUCCCAUGAAAAAGCCCCAAACCAUCGAUGUACGUCUGCUAACAAAUAGUAUGUGUGUGUAUCACUAAAUUAUUUAAACACAUCAGUGAGACACGCUGAUUUGAUAUAGAUUUUAUGUGAUCUGACUCAUUCUUUAGUUCAAAGUAGCGCAGCUGUUUUAGCUUAAAGGUGCAUUUCGUGUGUCUCAACCACGGACACUGAAACCUACUUCAAUUUACUUCCAGUGUUUCUUUAUCAGUGUUUUUUAAUAGAGAAUUGUAGCUUUUAAUUGCUAUCUGUUGUGUUUUUUUUUUCAUAUUUAAAUCGUCUUUAAAAGUGUCAUUUCUCUUCGGCCGCACGUGAUCGGUGUGUGUCGAGCAGAAAAACCCCAACAAAUGCACUGUUUCCUCCCGUUUGAGGAACAUUUGUUAAAAAAACGACAUUGCUUUAGGAAGUUACUGAGCUUUUUUCUUCCUUUUUUUAAAGUAACUUAAUAUUUAUGAGCUGUUUAUAAAGCGUUUUCAAUAGAAAGUAAAGGAGCUGAGUCAGAUAGACGCACUGUAACAUCGAUGGUUUUGGUUCUUUUGAUGAGAUUUGUUGACUCUAAUAAAAUAUAGACGAACACCAAACUUAUCCUCGAAGUUUUUAGCCGUUACCCAUAUACAUAAACAUAUAGACACAUAUUAGACGCUUUGCUUUAAUUGCUCUUGUUGGUUUGACUCGUUCUUGUUAUCACUGCUUUCACAGGAUCAACACAUCAGCCUAAAAUCCAAGCCACAGUUAUCACACCUGUACUUCCUUAUUUAUUUAUUAUUGCCGUCCAUUUGUGACCCCCUGUAUACUCCAGCAGCUGAAGCUGAGAGGUGUGUGUGUGUGUGUGUGUUUGGGUGUGUGUCUGAAUGUAUUCUAAAGCUAAAAGUAAAGACAAAUGAAGAUCUUUUUUUCUUUUUUUUUUUUGCCAUCAUAGACAAACUUUUUUUUUUUUUUUGGGGGGGGAUUUGAAAGUUGGUUGAAAUGCGUUCAGAUGGAUAAAGUGUGUUUGGUGUUCAUCUGCAGUCGAGACUUUAUCUGUGUAACACGACGAUCCUCACGUUGCUAUUUACUUUGAGUGUGAUUCGAUGGAAGAAUAAAAGAACUGUCAAAAAGAGACAAUUGAUCUGAUAAAUGAGCAUCUUGUUUCCAUGGUGAUAACAAUAUAUACAUAUUAACAGUGCAAAUAUCUAUGCGGGCAUGUAUGACUUUAUCAAAUUAUGACUAAAAAAAUAAAUAAAAUAAACCUGAAACGCUAACAAGGCAUAGCAGCUGCAGUGUGUACAUGGCACAACAAUAAAAUUGUACAUGUGUCAAA
Molecule: messenger RNA, 4523 nt
Organism: Toxotes jaculatrix (banded archerfish)
Lineage: Eukaryota; Metazoa; Chordata; Actinopteri; Toxotidae
Exons: 8
Coding region: 485-2149 (554 amino acids)
Source: RefSeq, a predicted model, not a curated record